AUGAGCAGCAGCAACAACGGCGGCAACAAUAGCACUGCCGGCCGCGGCACGACCGCGACACCGCCGAGGCCGCACUGGAGGACAAGGGACCCUACCGCCACCGUCGUCUACGUCGUGCCACCUUCCCAGUUCCGCAGCGUCGUGCAGCAACUCACCGGCGCCGCGUCGCCCAACACGGCCACAUCCGACGCUCAACGUUACGUUGUUGCGCCCUGCGUCGUCCACGCCAACGCGGGCCAUGCGGCGGUUUGGAGUCGUGCUGAAGGUGGUGGCGGCGAGGGGGCAAGUCGUGGUACCGGUGGUGACAGGACGACGACAACGACGAUGAGACAGAUGUUGGAGGAGUGCAUGGCUUGGGCUUCCGACGACCAUGACGAAAACUAG
Molecule: messenger RNA, 384 nt
Organism: Triticum turgidum subsp. durum (durum wheat)
Lineage: Eukaryota; Viridiplantae; Streptophyta; Magnoliopsida; Poales; Poaceae
Source: the annotation of a GenBank genome assembly